CUCGGAGUUAAUGAAUCGGAGGCGGAGGAGCAGCUCGUGGAGUGUAAACAAAGUUUUCUGGGGGUAGCUUGUUAGCUAGUUAGCCGUUAGCGCCACAGCCCAGUUGAUGCAGUCAUAAACAGGAAUGUCAGCUUUAAAUUAGAGGGCGGAGACUUAAACUUCUAAUCCACGGUGCUCGGAUAGAGUAACAGGAGCUGUGGGAGUUUUUCCGCUUCGGCUGCGGGGCUCCUCCCCCUGUGGUGGCCUGGCAACAUCAUGGCGUCUCGGCUGUUGGACCGCCUGAAGCGCUCGCUGUUUAAAGAUGGUCAGGGGCUGGAACCUGAGCAGGAAGAAGGUGGCGGGCCGGAAGAGGAGGCGUUUAACCAGGAUCGCUGGGAGGACGAGCUGGCGGAGGAUGAGGAGUGUGUAACCGAUCGGCUCGGAGGGAUGCUGUGCUUCGAUGGCACGGAUGGCGGUCUGGAGGAUGGAGCCGAGGGUGAAGGGUCAGGACAGGACAGCGACUCUGACUUCCUGGGAGAGUCGAUGGAGGAGGGUCCCAGCAGCAUGGACACCAGUCCUGUGGGUAUUUCCCCAGUGGGCCAGUCCUCGUCUUCCUCCUCCUCCCUGCUGACCCGGCAGCUUCAGGAGAGCUGGAGGAGUUUGCGCGGACUCAGUGGAGGAAGCUCGGUCUCCUCUGUGAGAUGGCAGACGGACAGCUUGUUGUUCGAGGUGACCGACGCCAGCGUGGUGCAGGACGGCUCCUCAAAAUAUGUGCUGUACACGAUCCAUGUGAUCCAGUCUGGCGCGAGCGAUAAGAUUCCUGCCAUCAUCACGCGUCGGUACUCUGACUUCCGGCGCCUCCAUGCCACUCUUCGCCGUAAACACGGCGAGCACAUGGAGCGUUUCUGUUUCCCACGAAGAAAACUCAGGAGGAACUUCACAGCAGAGACGAUCGCUAAGCGGAGCCGGGCGUUUGAACAGUACCUGUCUCACCUGUGUUCCCUGCACGCCCUGCGGGGGGCGCUGUGUGUCCGUCAGUUCUUCUACUUAACCGACUUGGAGACUGGACAGCUGCUCAUCAGGGCGGGACGUUACCAGGAGGCCUUGGGUCCUCUGCUCAAUGCCAAGAGACUGCAGCAGAAACUGGGAUGGGCAAGUUACUAUGACAACCAGACCCAGGCCCCUCCUCCAACCUCCUCCCAUUGGUUCUUCACCCUGGUGGGACUGUCGAGCUGUUUCCAGCAGGUGGACCAGCUGGAGGAGGCCCGAGAUCACUGUGACCACGCCCUGCGUGUUCUCACCCCCACCGAAACUCAAACUAACACAGAGGAUAAGCCCCUCCCACCUGACAAUAAGCCCUUCCAACCGUCAGAGUCAUCGCGUCUGGACGACGACAGGCCACACCCACUGCUGUUGCCGCUGUUACGAGUGAUGGUUCGGCUGUCGUGGCAGACGGGAAAAGACAAGCGACAGUGGGAGGAGCUUCUGCAGCAUCUGGAGGAGCGGUGGGUGGGGCUAGACAAUCAUCCAACCAUCAAAGAAUUUCUGGUUAAACACAACCUGCAGGAUGGUGACGGCGAGGGCUAAAGAGCGCGCACGCUGCAGAGUGCAAUCAGUACAGUACAGGUCAAGUGUUAGAGCCACUGCAGGGGAAACAAAGCCGAGAUUUUCAAAAUAAAAUCUGAAUGUUUUGAGUAAUUUUAGUUUUAUUUCUAAUAAAAAAAGGUAUUAAAGGGAAACAAGUUUCACCUAUAAAACCUGCUUUUUAAUGUUGUGACGUUGGACAUUUUAAUGUGGGAUUGGAGGAAACCUCAAGUGGCCGUUAGAGGAACUGCAGCAGUUCACACGAGUUUGGUUUGAGUAAAAAAACCAAAAAGGUUGUUCAGAAAAAGAGUGAUGUUAAUGUAAUGAAAGAGUAGGCUUCAGUAAAUAUCUGGCGGAAAGAAGCAAAUCACAGAAGCUUGAGUAUAAAAUGACGGAGCUGAUGAGACUGAAGGACAGUUGAGGCCUUAACCUGAAACCUGAAACUCGGCCAGUUCAAAAUCUCAGUUUUUAUUCCCCCUGACAGCGGCUGUAAUACUCUGAGUACUAAUGGAUCAGUCAAGGGUUCAGUCGUAAUUUCAAAGCCUUAAACUAGUUCAGUGGUCUUUGUAGGUCCGAUGCUUCACAUCAGUUUUAUUCUUAACCGUGACUCCUCAAAGGAUUUCUAAAAAACAGCCUGUUAUUUUACUUCAAGAGGAACUUCUACAAUAUUUAAGACUUGUUUUAUUUUUCAAAUAAAUUUAUUUUGAAAACUUGAUCCAGUCGAAGAAAAAAAGGUGUUCACGUCACAUAUUCACAGUUACAAUCAAUGAAACUGCACAAAUGUUUCGUAGAAACGUGAGGAGCACAGAUUCAGAACAAAGCUCCAAGAAGGAAGCAGAGGAAGGAGAAAACAAAUCACAGGUCAUGUGACUCUGAGGAGGAAAAACACUUAUAGUUUUAAAAGGCCUCUGACUUCCUACUAAAAGGUUUACUGAUGAUUAACAGUGUUACAUAUUGACAGCAGUUAAAAGGGAGCAAAUGGUGCAGAGACUCCUUGAAUCUUGUGGACGAUGCACGACAGGUUAAAGGUGCCCUGUGGAAUUUUACAUGUUGGUAUUUAUGCAACUGUAAAUGUUUCACAGCAGAAAACUUUGAUUGUAUUUGAGCUCUGAUGAAAACAACAAGAAGAGCGACACACAUGCAGAGUGUGACCUGCAAAAACAAAUGACAGUCAAACUUUAGUAUCCAUCUAUAAAUAGAAAUCAGUAAGUGGGGCGGGACUUUCUACUCAUGUUGAGCACUCAGAGCCUCCAGGCCUCAUUCACCCAGUCACACACACAGAUUCAUGCAGUGCUUUUAUUUAACACUCAGCCAUCCGUUAUUACUCUGCUUAUCUCGCUCGCUCUCGUUGUGUUCGGCUGGUGUGGCGUCGAUCCGACUGCGCCUGUAAAUAACAGUAAUGUGGCGCACUGAGCUGAAUUUAUGUUACUGCAGUAAAUGACUAGAAUAGGUCUUUAGGUCAUUUUAAAUAUAUUUAUAUUCUUAAAUGUUUUGUUUGUCAUGUUUUAUUUCAAAUCGAGCCUUUCGCGUUCCUCACACUGAGGAAUUCAGCAUCAGACGCCUGUUUCUGUGAUUCCUGCAUAUAAAUCAGUCACGUUCAUCAUAUUAUCAAACUGUGUCCGGUGUGUGUAAAGCUCACAGGGUUGAGCAGGUGGAUCAUAUGGCUUUAGGCUGUUGCAGAGGUCCAUCCAGAGGCCUUUCACUGUCCUCCCGUCCUCUCUCUGUUGUUGCAACACAAUAAAAACUAAAAGCACCAAAAAUAUAGUUUAAAAAACCCUUUUUUGAUUGGACGGUUAAAAAAUAUAGGCACCACGUUAUUUGAAGGUUCUGUUAAUUCUAAUCCAUGAUCAGUGUCUCAAGUCAAUUAAAAAAAAAAAAUGUUCAAAACAAGAUCUGUGGCACACUGAGUGUACAUAUUAUUCAGACGGUGCUGCAGGUGAGCAUCCUGCCAAGUAAUUUGGAGAUUUUAAAGAAACGAGCCUUAAAAAUAAUUUUCACUGCUUUGAAAGGUUGAAUGAUUUUGAUAAUGCAUAAGGCUUUAUUUUAUUCAGAAAGAGUGAAAGAGUUCAGUGCCUUUUUAGAUUUUUAACGAGGUUUCUGAGCCACCUGUGCACCAGGAAUAAAGGGAAUUUAUUUGCCGAGUGCAGGUCAAACAGGAGAUGAAGAAACUCCACAGAGCACCUGUAAAGACCUGAGCUGUGAGACAGUCGCACUCACACUGAGCCUGAUCUGUGUGUGUCUGCAUUAUUUACGUCUUAGUGAGAAAGACUAAUUUCACAGCUGAGGAGUAAAACGAUUUACUUGCACGAGUUUUCCUCCACACCUGCACCGUGUCCACCUGCAGUGGAAAAUUUCAGUGGAAAGCUUCGCCUGCUGCCGGUGCGUCACAUGUUCAGCGGUUAAAGAGGCGUUAAAUGAGAAACAAUGUUUAUCUGGAGGAACACUUAGCGCCUCUCCUCCCGCACGCCCCACACAGCUCUCACAGCUUCGCAGUCAUUCGAGGUAAAAUCUGCGUGCUUUUUACGUGGAUGCGGUUACUGUGGAGACCGGCCCGAGUGGACGGCUACACGAGACAAAAAUAGAUGCGAGGAGCUGGAUUUACAUCAGCAGGAAAAAUGUCAGACGGAACUGAUGGAUGGAGAAGAAAACAGGUGAUUAGUAAUGAGGGACUAAGCAAAGUUGUCAGCACAGGAAUGAAUUUCAGUGCCGUGAUUUUGGGGCUGAAGGUCGGACACUAUGCACAUGUAGAGAUUUAUGCUGUGUUCACCUGUCAUGUAGAAAAGCUGCUGAUUUGUCAGAUGUGAGUGCUGCAGGAGCACGGUACAUGUUCAGUAUUAUGCAGUUAUGUUAUAUCCAGCUGUUCUGCCACACUACAGAAACCUGACAACGCCUUCAGCUUCACUUUCUCAUCUCAUGUGGUAAAUGUCUGUCUGUGUGCAGCACUUUAUGCUUCUCAUUCACACUCACCAGUCUGGACCGUGAACCCUGUGAUGAGUGCACGAGCAGCUCUGGCUCCUGAGCUCCCGCUAUACUGAAAGUAGAGUCAGAGAGGCCACUGCAGAGGAAGAGUGUGUGCUGGAGACUUUAUGCACAGUUAGGCAGUUUCUCACUUCUGGGCUCAGUGACAGUUGUGUUAGCUGUGACCGUCACACAGAAACUGUUGACCUGCUCUGGUUUCAUACAGACCACAGUAACCACGGGGCAUCGAGGGGGGUCAGCGCAUUCACACCCCGACUGUGAAAUACUGUCAGACGAUGCUAGUGCUACAGAGGCGUGUGCGGGGUGUCCUUCGGUCGCAGCGCCUCUCUUUGAAAGUAGGGCCGCUCCUGCAACUAACUGAUGAUCUGAGUGAACCUGAACCGAAGUAACUCAUCAAGAAGCAAGAAAACACUUGUAGGCUGAGUAAAGCGCCUUGAGGUGACUGUUGUUGUGAGUUGGCGCUAUAUAAAUAAAACUGAAUUGAAUGGAACUUGGAAGAGUUAAAUCUGGUUUGACGUCCGCACAGCUGAGCCGAGUGUUUUAGUGCAUCGCUCUCUAAUAUUUCAGUUUGAUCGAGGAAAUGAGCAGCAGUGUGUCAGAAUAAAGUCCUCCAGGAUGCUUCGUGGGGCUGUCGUCUGCCUCACUCCUCACCCACCUCACACAUGUGCAGUUUGUCAGCACAGAGGGAGGGGGUUGAACCAACUAAUAAGUCUAGUGCCGGACGUCCUUAUUUUAAAGAGCUGUUCAGGGAUGGCAGAGGAGUAAGUGAUUUUAACCCACUUCUUACUUUCAGUUUAAGCAAAAAUGACUUUCUGAGAGGUUCAGCUGAGAUUGGGGUUUGGGUUCAAAUAUGCUUCUUUGCUGCAUCGAGGCUGCACCGUGCUUUAGAUGUGAUGCCAAAGAACACCGCAUGCAUAGAAAAACCAGGUGGGGAUCUGACAGCUUCAGGGCAUUACACAAAGCACCUUUCUCUCUGCUGAUCUCACAGCUCUUCAUGGCUGCCAGCUGUCUGUUAAUAACAGAUGACAUUAUCAUUAUUUUUAGUUUUACAUUACAAAGCCAGUCUGUGCAAAAGAUAUGAAAAUGCUCCACCAGGAGUACUAGUGUCUGCAAGGUCACACCUGAUUUCUGUUUUCCUGUUUUUGUGUGUUUUAUAACCCGAGCUGGAGUUUGCAGUUUGCAGUGAGAGCGUUUCUCUGUGUUUUGUGACACUGACGUGAAAUGAAAACAAUCAUUUGAGCUGUUAAGUGGAUGAAAUGUGAAAAACUGCAGUUACUCUAAAAUGUGUCUCCUGCUCCUCAGCGAGCUUGAUGAAACUUAUUUUAAUGGUGUUAUUUGGGCUGAAGCUGUA
Molecule: messenger RNA, 5893 nt
Organism: Oreochromis niloticus (Nile tilapia)
Lineage: Eukaryota; Metazoa; Chordata; Actinopteri; Cichliformes; Cichlidae
Gene: snx21
Product: sorting nexin family member 21
Exons: 6
Coding region: 256-1566 (436 amino acids)
Biological process (GO): protein transport
Cellular component (GO): early endosome membrane
Molecular function (GO): phosphatidylinositol phosphate binding; protein binding
Source: RefSeq, a predicted model, not a curated record